Messenger RNA from Sorex araneus (European shrew), 2447 nucleotides. It is a transcript of the gene MIEF2, whose product is annotated as mitochondrial elongation factor 2. Gene Ontology annotation, cellular component: mitochondrial outer membrane. The record is from RefSeq and is a predicted model, not a curated record. Gene Ontology annotation, biological process: positive regulation of mitochondrial fission; mitochondrion organization. Lineage: Eukaryota; Metazoa; Chordata; Mammalia; Eulipotyphla; Soricidae. The coding region runs from base 234 to 1613 and encodes 459 amino acids. The transcript is spliced from 5 exons.
UGCUCCUCUCCGCGCUCGGGGCCGCGGCCGCCCCGGCGCCUGGCAGUUCGGGUCCCGGGCCUCUGCGUUCUGUGCCGGGCCGCUCCGGGCUUCGGGCCCCGAAGGAACCAACCCUGCGGUAGUUGGCGCUGAAAGCGCGAAGCAGGGUCCCAUUCAGGAAGUGAGUGAAGGGUCCUCACUUGACCUGGCUCUGCAGGACUGAUCAGACCAAGGCUGGGGGAGAAGGGCGGAUCAUGGCAGAGUUCUUCCAGAAGAGGAAGCAGCGCGAUGACGAGGUGCUAGGCAGUGCUGUGGACUUCCUCCUGGCCAACGCACGCCUGGUGCUGGGUGUGGGUGGUGCUGCCGUGCUGGGCAUCGCCACCCUAGCCGUGAAGCGGCUCAUCGAUAGGGCCACCAGCCCAAGGGACCAGGAGGAUGCCAAGGGGGACACUACGUGCCUGGAGGAGAGCUGGAAGGAGCUGAGCCUACUCAAGGCCACACCACGCAUACAGCUCCGGUCGCCUCCCGCUGCCCUCAGCCAGUCCCGGCCGAGCCCAGCACCCCUGCCCCCAGCCCCAGCGAAGUCCCGAAAUGCGGACACUCAGAGCGCCACUCCCUGGAGCUCCCCAGCACCUCCGUGCCUGACCCUGCAGGAGAAGCUGCUAGUGUUCGAGAGGGGCCAUGCCUGCAUCCCUGCGGCCCACGGGGCUCUGGCCAAGCAGCUGACUGGUGACAUUGCCCUGGAGCUACAAACCUUCUUCAAGACCAAGUUCCCAGAGCUGCCUUUCGGGGCGCUCGUGCCCAGCGGGCCACUCUAUGACGGGCUGCAGGCAGGAGCUGCCGAUGACGUGCGUGUCCUGGUGCCUCUGGUGCUGGAGCCAGAGUUGUGGAAGCUGGUGCCCGGCCUGGACACUGUCGCCCGGGACCCUCGCUGCUGGGCGGUCCGCAGGACUCAGCUGGAGUUCAGCCCACGGGGCAGUAGCCCCUGGGACCGCUUCCUGGUGGGCGGCUACCUCUCCUCCCGCGUUCUGCUGGAGCUGCUUCGCAAGGCCUUGGUCGCCUCCGUCAACUGGCCCGCCAUUGGGGGCCUCCUCGGGUGCCUGAUCCUGCCCAGCGUGGCCUCGGAGGAGCUGCUGCUUGAGGUACAGCACGAGUACCUGGAGCUCACUGUCGCGGUCCUCCUGGCAGUCACCAGCCCUGACGUGGAGGACCGCCUGCUUCUGGCCUGGCCUCUGGAGGGGCUGGCCGGGAACCUCUGGCUCCAGGACUUGUACCCAGCAGAGGCCGCCAGGCUGCGUGCGCUGGAUGAUCUCGACAGUGGCAGCCGGCGGCGGCUGCUGCUGCUCUUGUGUGCCAUCUGCCGCCGUCACCCUUCCCUGGGGAGACUGGGCCGUGGCCACCUGAUCCAGGUGGUCCUGCACCUGGGGGAGGAGAAGGUGAACUGGGCAGAGGAGGCCCUGGGUGAGCGCUUCCUGCAGGCCCUGGAGCUGCUCAUCAGCAGCUUGGAGCAGGCCAGCCUGCCCUGCCACUUCAACCCCAGCAUCAACCUCCUGGGCAGCCUCUGCGAGGAGGAGAUCGACAACGUCGGCUACGCACUGUACCGGGGCCUGCAGGCGCCCGAGGAGCUGCUGUAGUGGAGAGGCACACAGUGCCGCUGAGGGGUCCGGGAGCUCCCGCUCUCCUGCUUUUAGCCAGAAGUAAGGGCAGCGUGUCUUAGAAGCCCAUGGGGUUAGCAUAUGCUUGAGCCCAGCUGCGGGGCCUGAGCUUGGAGAGGCUGUGUUGCUGUCCCCUGGGCAGACCCGGGCCGCCUCUUGGGCAGCUCGAAGGGCUAGCCACUCACACAUGCCCCUCGGUGCCCUGGGCAUCAGGCCCGGGAGCGACCGACAGGACACAGCUUGGGGAAGGCCAGCCCAGGUCUCUGUGAAGAGGAGUUAGUGCCUUCCUUGGGUGCUGGUUCUUGGCAUCCUGAGACUGGUGCUGGGUGGGAAACACUACAUGGAACCCAGGCCCAGGGCCGGAGUCGCCUGGCACCCAUAGCAUGUAGCGUUCUGGCCCACUCAGUCUGUGGGGUUUGGUGUCUUGGGAUCCGCUAGCUUGCUGAGCUCACUCCCAGCACCUGGACGGGCUCUCUGCCUGAUGAGCUUCCCACUUUCUACCUCAGCGGAAAGCUCUUCUCCCUCCCACGGGGUGAGUUUGCUCUGAUCAACAGUGUUUCCUGGGAGAAUCCAUUGCCCAGAGCUGAGGGUGACCCUGGGCUUCUGCUGGCCAGGGCAGAGCAGAGGCCGUGCCCGCAGAAGCCAGGGACGCCACCACCACAGUGCCAGCACUAGCUCUCAGCCGCCGCCUGUGUCCUCACCGAAGCCUGCGGGACUGGGGUGGUCCUGCUCCCCCUCCCAGGGGCCCCUCCUGCUGAAGCAAAGCUAUGCCCCAAAGAAUGUGAGCAAGAAUAAAGGAAAAAUUCAAGCAUG